AUGGCGGACCUGAAUGUCUUGAGUGAGCUCAAGAACCAGCGACAGCCAGUCCGUCGCAAUAAUGACAAGACCUACAGCAAGAAAAAGGCCCCGUCGGCGGAGAGACGUGCGAUGCAUUUCGAUCUCUUUGGCGGCGGAGGCAGGAAUGAAAAUGAGAACGACGACAUGGUUGACAAGAUGGAGAAACUGACACUUUACCACGAUGUUGUUAGAGAGAAGGCACCUGUGCAGCAGCCUUUACCUGAACCAACUCCCCUUCUCGAGCACAGACCAGUUGAGGUACAUCACCACCGGCCUCGGGGACGUGGAAAAGGCGCUUCGUCCAAGAAAAUGGCAAACCUCACGUGGCUAGAACUUCAGGAACUCGAACCACUGCUCUCACUCGUGGAACAGAAAGGAGUCAAAGACUUCCAGGAGUUCGGUCGCAGCAUCGGCAAGAAGUACCUAUGCACAAAGCUUGGUGAAGGAUCAUAUGCCGACGUCUUCAAGCUUGAGGCAAAAGAUAUCGCAGAUGUCGAGGAUCUGGAGCAACGAGGCGGUCUCAUCAUCAAGAUCAUUCCUUUCAAAAUGACCAAAGAGGGCAAAAGCGAUUUCACCGACCUGGACUCAGUCAUCCGAGAAGUCUUACUGAUGCAAUCAGUCGAUGCUCUGCACGGAUUUGUUCGCUGUCGCGGUAUCCACAUAGUCAGCGGCAAGUAUCCGGACGUCCUCCUUGAAGCAUUCGACGCAUUCAAAGCAACACGACCAGUUUCAGCACACCAUACCAGCCCGUUGAAGGAAUUUUCUCCACACCAGCUCUUUGCCAUUAUGGAGAUGAACAAUGCCGGAAAGCCCAUCUAUCACCUCCGACACUUGUCAGCUUUUCAGGUGUAUGACAUCUUCUGGAAGACUGCGAUGAGCCUCGCUCUUGCAGAGAAACAAAUCGAAUUCGAACACCGCGACAUGCAUAAUGGCAACAUCUGCGUUAAACCUCUGACCAAAGACGGCCGACUCGACGCGUCACAGAAGGUCAUUGAAGAGAUGAACGAGAAGCCAGAAGUUGUCCUCGGAAUGUCAAAUCUGCAAGUCACCAUCAUCGACUAUACCCUGUCACGCGCCAAAAUCAAUGACGGGACUGAAAACGGCAGCAUCGUCUUUGACCCAAUGCUAUUCUGGGAAAUAGAGACAUACAAUCCGCAGACCGACGCAGAGAAGCGACAAUGGUAUACGUACCGCCGCGUCCGAGAAUAUGCGAGGGUUGUUGAGGCCGAGGCGGAGGAAAAGGCCAAACUUGAAGGACUUAAAUACGAGGCAAAGAACAAGUACGAGAGGUUCACACCAAAGUCCAACUUGUUCUGGCUCGGAUACCUGCUGGCGGACAUGCUGGCCAAAAGACCAAGUGGCAGGGGCGCCAUCCUGCCAGGCAGUAGCACGGCAGCAAAGAACCUGCAGGUGGGCCUGUGGGCGAAGUUGAUUGAGGUGUCGGCCUGGCUCAAUCAAGAGACGUCGACGUUGUUGCCGGAAGGGGCCGACGGCCUCAUCGCGCAGGCGAUGGAGAAGGGAUGGCUGGCGCCAGCUGACAUGGCGGCCUACAAAGCCCAGAUGGAAGAAUAG
Fonsecaea multimorphosa CBS 102226 is the source of this 1593-nucleotide messenger RNA. RefSeq lists its product as uncharacterized. Gene Ontology annotation, cellular component: nucleus; cytoplasm. Gene Ontology annotation, molecular function: ATP binding; histone H3T3 kinase activity. The record is from RefSeq and is a predicted model, not a curated record. Gene Ontology annotation, biological process: mitotic cell cycle; protein phosphorylation; intracellular signal transduction. The transcript is spliced from 2 exons. Lineage: Eukaryota; Fungi; Ascomycota; Eurotiomycetes; Chaetothyriales; Herpotrichiellaceae. The coding region runs from base 1 to 1593 and encodes 530 amino acids.